Messenger RNA from Stereum hirsutum FP-91666 SS1, 567 nucleotides. RefSeq lists its product as uncharacterized. The record is from RefSeq and is a predicted model, not a curated record. Bases 1 to 567 code for a protein of 188 amino acids. The transcript has 6 exons. Lineage: Eukaryota; Fungi; Basidiomycota; Agaricomycetes; Russulales; Stereaceae.
AUGGUAUAUGCUUCGACGCGGCCUGGUUCUUUUUAUGUAACGGUUGGGGAAGACCUGCUAUCUUACAAGAGUUCAGCUUCGGAUUUCGAGCGAUCCCUCCUACCUGUGGUCUUGGCCUUCUACGUGUAUCGCAUCUAUGUGCUAGGAAAAAAGAGGAGGCUCUACGUUGGUAUUAUUUGCGUGAUAUUUUUGGCCUCCGUCACCCAAGCUAUUGCCUCUAUAUACGUUGGUGUUAAGGUACGUAUCAACGCCUUAGUAGCGAUCCCUCAAAAGCUAUUCGAGUAUCAUUCUUUGGACCAGUGGCAUAUUAUUGAGGUUCCGAUCGGGAUAUGGAAUGUAGGGAGUACCAUUGCCGAUGUGCUCAUCGCUGGCUGCAUGGUGUUCUUGUUAUCAUGUUUCAAAAAUGAUACUAUCAACAGAGGACAGGAUGCAACCGGUGACAUUCUGAACAGAUUGAUUCGCCGCUCAGUUGAGAGUGGUGCAAUGACGGCACUCAUCGUGAUAUUGGACACGGCCGUCAUAUAUGGUCAACCCAACACCACGUUAUUCCUUGUUUUGUACGCUUGA